AUGGAGGCGCGAAGGUUUUUUCCCGCUUCUUACAAACCUGUGGCCCGAGGAGAAACGCUGCCACUGCAAUCCGAGCUGCUGCUGCAAUCUAAGUUGCUACGCCUUUGCUGCUAUCCCCUCUCCUCACUGUGUUCUCUCCGCAUUCACUCGGACCCUCACUCCUGUGCAUGCCACUGGGCUGCUGGUUGCAAGGAGCAGUGGCAGACGGCCGUGGGGCUGCAAGUCACCACGCCUCAUCGCGAGGAGCAGUGGCAGACGGACGUGGGGCAGCAAGCAAGCACAUGUGGCCGGAUCAGCGUUCUCCUCAUGCCUCAAGCCACUGGCGGCAGCAGACAACACCUGAUGGUGCCGGCACAUGCUUCACCUGCCCUCUGCACACAACCACCACAUAAUCAGCUAAGUGCUCGCUCCUCCAUGCACCCAUUCUUGCUUCGUGGCCCUCCUUUCGCUCGUCUUCUAUUCACCACGCUUGCAUGCAUGCGCCCCUUCUGUGAUGGUGACUCUCCCACUCACUGCCUCUCCCUCGCCUCCCCUCCCUCCCCCUCCCCUCCCUCCUCCUCCCCUCCCAUCCCCAGCUGUCCAUUCCCUGUCAGCCCCCCUCGCAGGAGCUCAAGGGCAGCGCUGCUGGUCGCCUGA
Messenger RNA from Closterium sp. Naga37s-1, 636 nucleotides. The record is from the annotation of a GenBank genome assembly. NCBI's taxonomy places the organism in Eukaryota, Viridiplantae, Streptophyta, Zygnematophyceae, Desmidiales, Closteriaceae.